This is a messenger RNA of Melospiza melodia melodia, 1625 nucleotides long. It is a transcript of the gene MINDY4B, whose product is annotated as MINDY family member 4B. The record is from RefSeq and is a predicted model, not a curated record. The transcript is spliced from 12 exons. NCBI's taxonomy places the organism in Eukaryota, Metazoa, Chordata, Aves, Passeriformes, Passerellidae. The coding region runs from base 1 to 1503 and encodes 500 amino acids. Gene Ontology annotation, molecular function: K48-linked deubiquitinase activity; cysteine-type deubiquitinase activity. Gene Ontology annotation, biological process: protein K48-linked deubiquitination.
AUGGGUGACCCGGGCGCCGGGCGCGCUGCGCCCGCUCCGCUGCAGGAGAUCGCCAGCAGAAUCUCUGACCUCAGCAAGUGGAGGGAAAUCUUUAGUUCCUGUGGCUUGGAAAUCAACAGCACGACUCAUCAGCAAGGACCGAGCAGCGCUGGCCCCGGCCCGCCCGGAGCCGGGGAGUCCCCGGGGUCACAGCCCCCCUCCACCGUGCCCCGGCCCCUCCUGCUCCCUCGGGGCACGGGCGGCUGCCCCAUCUCCCCGGACACGGCCAUGAGGCUGCAGCGGCUGCUCUUCGGCAGCACGGCGCCCCUCUUCAGCUGCGAGUGGGCAGCAGCGCGCUUCAGCUUCCACCCGCCGCGCUCCCACCUGGCCUACGCGCUGCAGGCAGGACAGGGAGGAACAAGAGCCAUUCUGGCAGCUGUACAAGCACACAUCAUCACAUUCCUGCUCUUCACAAGAGAGACAGAAUGUACUCACCUGGAAAGGCUGUGCCGGCUCGGGCACAGGGAGCAGGGCCAGGCACUGGCCACGGCCCUGGCAGAGACCCUGUGGGCAGCAGGAGGAGGUGGCAGAGCUGUCGUGUGCCUCGUCACUGCCCCUGUCACCACGAUGCCACGUGAAGGCUGCAGGGCCGACAGCUUCACAGAGAGAAUCCGGCUGUUCGAGUUCUCGGAGAAAGCUGCUGCUCAGGAGUUCAUCUCUGAUCACAUAAACUGUUUCAAAGGUGAAGGAAGCCAUGGAGUGAUCCUAUUUUUAUACAGUUUACUUUUCUCUAGGACCCUUGAAAGGGUCCAAGAGGAUUUGGGUGAUGCAGCUCCUCUGUUGAACAUCAGUUCUGGAAAUAUCACCUGUACGGAGGUAGGAUCAGCCGCAUGUAUCAAGCGUUCUGGUUUUAUUAUUCCCACAUCCAGUUUAGGAAAAAAAAUAUCACUUGCCCGGCAUUGCCACAAGCUGGGAGCAGGCCAUGGCCUGCACGGGCGCUUGCCGGUGUGCCCGGUGCGAGCGGGCUGUUUCCCGCAGGCCGUGCUCAGCCUGCUCCUGACGGGCCGGGCGAGCCCACGGCAGCUCGGCGGCGGCGGGGAGCCGGAGCCCGGCGCUGGGGACGGCGGAGGCGGCGAGGCGGCGUGCCCGCGGGGCCGCGUGGGCUUCCUGCGCUGGGAGCGGGCGCGGCGGCAGCGGCAGGUGAGCCCCGGGCUGCGGACGCCCCGGCUGCCCGUGUGGCUGUGCAGCCUCUCGGGCAGGCACAGCGUGCUCUUCGGCACCGACAGCCGGCUGCUCUCCGACUGGAAAGCCGAGAGAAUUUUCCACCUGUACUUCUACAAUGGGCAGCAGGAGCAGACCCAAACUGCCCGCCUGACGAUAGACACUCAUUCGCAUCACUGGGAAGAGGCUCAGAGGGAAGGCCCCUGCAGCCCAGGGAGGAGGUGCCCAGCCCUGGAGAUGGCAAUCAGGACCAAGUGGCCAGGCGCGACCGUCAGCUGGAACGGGACAGACCCCUUCUUGUGAGGAGGGAGCAGGAUGGACCCCUGCUCCUGCCGGGCACUGCCAUCUCCCACACACUACCAGCUGCACUGGUCACUGCACUCUGGAGCACAAAAAGCUCUCUCCAGUCAAACAGCCUUUGGUGC